AUGUCGACGUUAACGAAAAACAUUCCAACCAGAUUGGGACGCAAAAUGAACAUAAUCAAGGAGGUGGCGAGUAAACAUGAAAAUAAACAAGAGGAGGAACUUCCGUCCCAGGACAAUUUGGACGAAUCACCAAUACCGUUCAUGUCGUCCGAAGAAGAGGUUAUGGAGCAGCCUCAGAUCGACGUCGAUGCGUUGGCGAAAACUCAUCUUCGGUUAAAUGGCGGCGGUCAACAUAAAUCUUCGUUCCAGCCACUGCCUUCGCCGCCUAUCGCACUGCCUCGCAAAUUGAAGCCGGACCCGAAUGAGAACGCUGACUGUACCAUCGACGUUGACGCCGCCAACGAGGCCGGUCAACAGUCAUUGGACGACGUCGAGCAGGAAGUCAUAGGCAUAGAACCACAGAUGAUGCAACCGGAAGAGCCACAUAUUAUACGAGAGCAGCCGCGGUCCACCGACGUCCCGUCAAAAGAAAAUAAGCGUCCAUCAGAAUUCGGCAGCGAAGACGACCAGGAAUUCAAUGGAUGCUGCGAAGGCUGCUUGUAUUAUACCAUCAGGUGCUGUGAUUUUUUUACGUUUGUCUGA
Messenger RNA from Macrosiphum euphorbiae (potato aphid), 582 nucleotides. The record is from the annotation of a GenBank genome assembly. NCBI's taxonomy places the organism in Eukaryota, Metazoa, Arthropoda, Insecta, Hemiptera, Aphididae.